UUUUUCGUGAACAGGCCCCUGGGGUCAGACCUGGAGGUUCCGUCCAGCUUGCGCCCUGAGGUUCCGAGAAGACCCACAGAAGCUUCCAGCAGGCCGCGCGCCAGGGCACGAGCAGAGGGUGCUGGGGCUGCAGAGUCACAGGAAGGAGCAGCGGCCCCUUGAGUGGCCGCAUUCCCUGCAGCGCCUGGACCCUCCUGGGAGCCUGUGAGCAGCAGACAGAGGCUGCCAGGCCUCGCCUCUCCUUCCGCUCCUGCAGAGCCAGGCCCUCCUCAGGUGGCUCCUCAGACAGACGCCCCCAGCACCAUGGACCUGGCCGCCUCCUUGGCUGAGCUGCAGGCAGAGGCCAGCUGCCCCGUGUGCCUGGACCCCCUGCGAGACCCGGUCACCCUCGACUGUGGCCACAACUGCUGUGGGCCCUGCCUCCGCCAGCGCUGGCAAGGCCUCCAGGACGUCCUCCCCUGCCCCGUCUGCCAGCACCACUGCCCCUCCAGGGACGUCCUCAGGAACCCCCAGCUGUGUGCCCUGACGGACCUCCUGAGGCAGCUGCCCCCCGCCAGGAACAAGAGGAAGAGGCAGGAGGAAGAGGCCCUGUGUGCCCAGCACCACCAGGCCCUGGCCUUGUUCUGUGAGGAGGACCUGGAGCUGCUGUGUGCCCAGUGUGGGGCCUCCUCCCCCCACCGGGGUCACCCCCUGGUACCCCUGGAGCAAGCUGCUGCUCAGCACAGGGAGAAGCUCAAGAGCUCCCUGGAGCCCCUCAGGAAGCAGGCGGAAGAUGGUCAAAGGCAGUUAGAAAUGUAUAUCCUCAAAACACAGGAACUAAGAGAGAAGCUAGAAACUCGAAGGAAAGCAUUAAACUCUGAAUUUGCACAUUUUAAGUGUUUCCUGGAAAAGGACCAGGAUGCCACCGAUAACCGGGUAUCCCGGGCUCAACAGAAAAUCACUGAAAGCAGACAGCAGAUGUCAGACUAUGGCUCCACACUCAAGAGUCUGCUCAGUGCAAUCACCACCCAGCGUGUGCAGACAGACCUGGAGUUGCUGAGGGGGGUCAGAAGCAUCCACCGCCGGUGGAGCAGGUGUGUUCACCUGGGGAUCCCAGCGGCCUUUAAAUACAAAUUCAAGAAGCAGAUUUGUAGUCUCCCCCCACAUUACAUUGGUCUGCAAAAUAUCAUGGACACGUUUCAGGUGGAUUUGACUCUAGACCCCGAGACCGCGCACCACAACCUCAUUAUCUCACAAGACAGGAAAUCCGCCAUCUUUACCUACGAAAGGGUGGCACCGAACGACGUUGCUCAUCCCAAGGCGUUUACCUCCCGUGAGGCUGUCCUGAGCGCUCAGGGGUUCGAGGCCGGCAGGCACUUUUGGCAGGUGGACAUCCGAGGCGCGGGUGUGUGGUCCCUGGGUGUGUGCAAGGAAUCUUUCCCCAGGGAUGCCCUGGCACCUCCCUCCCCCCGCAAUGGCUGCUGGCAGUUUCAGCGGUCCACCGGGACGCGCCUCCACUCCCCCGUGGUGAAGCUUCGAGUUGGCGUUUUCCUGGACUACGAGUUGGGAGAGAUUUCCUUUUACAAUUUGAAUAACAGAUCCCAUCUGUGUACGCUGAGGGACAAGUUCACAGACAGGCUCAUCCCCUAUUUCUCUGUUGGACCCUCCUCUUUAUCAUUUUCCAUGACUCUAGUCAUAGAUGAAAGCUGAACCCCUGUAAACAUGUCUGUGUUCGGGUUCUUCCUCUGUGCAUGGAAUGUUCUGUAAAUAAAGAGUCUGAUUCCAUUCUUGGUGUCUGAGU
Molecule: messenger RNA, 1780 nt
Organism: Talpa occidentalis (Iberian mole)
Lineage: Eukaryota; Metazoa; Chordata; Mammalia; Eulipotyphla; Talpidae
Product: tripartite motif-containing protein 60-like
Exons: 2
Coding region: 304-1689 (461 amino acids)
Molecular function (GO): zinc ion binding; protein binding
Source: RefSeq, a predicted model, not a curated record